AUGGAGGUGAAUCAGGUAGGCUUGAGCAUACUAGAGAUGAUCUCUCAGGGAUUGGGGUUAGAAAAGGACCACCUAGGAAGUAUGUUCAAGACAAAAUUCUUGUCGGUGAAUAGUUGCCCGCCGUGCCCAAACCCGAACCUAACCCUGGCGGUGCCCAAGUAUGUCGACCACAACCUCAUAACAGUUUUGUACCAAGGCAAUGUCGAAGGCCUUCAAAUCUUGACAGAUGACGGCAAGUGGCUCGCCGUCGAUGCUCCUCCCAAUACAUUUGCCGUCAUUAUUGGCACCCAACUUCAGAAAAGUGUGAUCGAACCGGUUAAAAUAUUCGUGAACGAAGACAAUCCUGUUCGAUUCUCCACACGAUCCUUCAAGGACUUUGUUGAUGGUACCAAAGCUUACGGCCCUUUCACUAAAACUCUUCAAACUCCCGGGGAAAAAUUGAUGGAUGUCUGA
Messenger RNA from Andrographis paniculata, 453 nucleotides. RefSeq names its product protein DOWNY MILDEW RESISTANCE 6-like. The record is from RefSeq and is a predicted model, not a curated record. The transcript has 2 exons. Lineage: Eukaryota; Viridiplantae; Streptophyta; Magnoliopsida; Lamiales; Acanthaceae. Bases 1 to 453 code for a protein of 150 amino acids.